Thecamonas trahens ATCC 50062 is the source of this 1731-nucleotide messenger RNA. RefSeq lists its product as uncharacterized. Gene Ontology annotation, cellular component: cytoplasm; membrane. Gene Ontology annotation, biological process: cell adhesion; proteolysis. Gene Ontology annotation, molecular function: metalloendopeptidase activity. Lineage: Eukaryota; Apusomonadida; Apusomonadidae. The transcript has a single exon. The record is from RefSeq and is a predicted model, not a curated record. Bases 1 to 1731 code for a protein of 576 amino acids.
AUGUGUCAGACCGGAGGCCAGGACAACUGCAACAUCGCCUGCACCGCAGACAACGUCCUGACCGACUCCAAAAAGGCUCACAUCCGUGACACCCUCAUCCCGGCCGCUACCGCCUACCUCACUUCGGCCCUCGAUGUCAUCUCUGUCUCGGGCAACCUGCGCGUCGGCUCCGACAACGAGUGCACCAUCCGCGACCCGCUCACCAUCCCGCCGCAGUACCUCGACUCGGGCGCAGGCGUCGCCGCCGACAUCAUCCUCAUGGUCUCCGCCCGCCCCACCGCAGGCACUCUGCUCGCCUUUGCCGGCGCCUGCAAGGUCGACCAGUACAACCGCCCCAUCGUCGCCAACAUCAACUUUGGCCCCUCGAACCUCAAGCCGCAGACCCCGGUCGACCCGUCAGAGCUCGGCACCGCCAUCCAUGAGCUCGUCCACGGCCUCGGCUUCACAGCCACCGGCAAGACCGGCUUUGCCAAGUUCCUCGACCUCGCCACAAACACCACACGCCCAGAGGCCCAGGUCAUCGGCGCCACCGUCACCGUCGGCUCCACAAACUCCUACUCUUACGACGCCAUCAACACCACCGCCGCACUCGCAGAGGCCCGCGCUCACUUUGGCUGCAACUCCCUCGCCGGCGUCCCGCUCGAGCAGCAGGGUGGCUUAGGCACCGCUCGCUCACACUGGGAGAAGCGCGUCUUUUGGAACGAGCUCAUGACCGGCACAUCCUCCGCUGACCCGCGCGUCUCGCGCAUCACCCUCGCCCUCCUGCAGGACUCGGGCUGGUACACCGCAAACUUCGACGCCGCCCAAAAGUUCUCCUUUGGCAAGGGCAAGGGCUGCUCCUUCAUCGACAACAAGUGCGUCGCCGGCUCCUGGCCCGCAAACUACAUUUGCUCCACAGACAAGGUCCGCUCCUGCAACUUUGAUCGCUCCGCUCGCUCGCAGUGCCAGCUCGUCGAGUACUCCUCCGGCGGCCCCGCCGCAGACAUGCAGUACUUUUCAAACCCCAACCUCGGCGGCGCAGACUCGCUCGCUGACUUUUGCCCCAUGGUCAUCGAGUUCUCAAACGGCGUCUGCUCAAACACCGCCAACAUCGACGCCAACAACGACCCGUUCUUCGCCCAGGUCUUCUCGCGCGACUCGGUGUGCAUCGACUCCUCCAUCGGCCUCGCCGCCGGCGAGGAAAACAUUCGCUGCUACCGCUCAGGCUGCUCCUCGGCCACGCAGGCCGUCGUCCAGGUCGGCGCAAACUGGGGCUCCUGCGCCGGUGGCGAGUCCGGCCUCACCGCCGCCGGCUUCUCAGGCUCCUGGGACUGCCCCUCUGCCGAGUGGGUCACCGCCCAGUGCGGCGCCACUGCCUCGUUCCCCACCCUCACCGCCGUCGCCCCGACUUCCAUCCAGCUCACCGGCGGCGAGAGCGUCACCCUCACUGGCUCCGGCUUUACCGCUGACAUGUACGUCGCCAUCGGCCCGGUCUCAUGCAACUCCAUCGUCCUCCUCUCCACCACAGAGGCCACAUGCACCACCGCCCCGUCAACCAUCCCCUCCUCAAUCGCCGCAAACAUUGCUACCGUCCCGCGCACCGCAGCAAUCAUCCGUGCCGACGCCUCCGCCGCCACUCUCGCCAACGCCGCCACCGUCGUCACCCCAUCGCCCGCCGUCUCCCUCCUCCCCGCCUCUACCCUCGUCAUGGCUGCCUCGCUGCUCGCCGCCCUCGCCAUGCUCUUUGCCUAA